Molecule: messenger RNA, 426 nt
Organism: Knipowitschia caucasica
Lineage: Eukaryota; Metazoa; Chordata; Actinopteri; Gobiiformes; Gobiidae
Source: the annotation of a GenBank genome assembly
AUGCAGCCACUGCUCUCUCUGACUCUGGCCCUCCCCCUGCUCUCGGCCUCCUCCAUCCUGCUGACUCCACACAAACCGGGCUUCCUGCUGUACGACACGGUGUCUCUGCGCUGUGAGGACGCCCCCUGGUGGACGGUGAGGCGCCGCACCAGCAGUGGGGGGGUGCGCACCUGUCUGUCUGGCUGGGGGUCUCCAGGGGGCGCUGUCUCAGAGUGCCUCAUCAAGAACCUGUACCCCUCCGACAUCGGGACGUACUGGUGCGAGAGCGAGAGCGGAGAGAAGAGCGCCACGGUGCACAUCCACAUCACAGGACGUGUUUCUGCUGGACCCCUGAGCGUGCACUUCACCGUCUUUGGGCACGGUGACCGCACGCCGCCUUCACACGGCGCUCUGCAGAAAGAGUCCUGCGUUCUCCAGCUCAUGUGA